Hyaloperonospora brassicae is the source of this 1005-nucleotide messenger RNA. NCBI's taxonomy places the organism in Eukaryota, Oomycota, Peronosporomycetes, Peronosporales, Peronosporaceae. The record is from the annotation of a GenBank genome assembly.
AUGCGAAAGCGCGGCACCAUGACGCCAGCAAGCUGUACACUACCACAGGAAGGACCAGUCGGUCCUGCUCCGACACAGACUGAGUCUUCAUCUACAGCAGUUGAAGACAUGUCAAGUGCAGCUCCAUCUACACCGAAUGAAGACCCGUCAAGUGCAGCAUCAUCUACACCAGUUGAAGACAUGUCAAGUGCAACUCCAUCUACACCAAUUGAAGACCUGUCAAGUGCAACUUCGUCGCCGGUGUCUUCACCAAGUAAUUCCGUACCAUGCAAUGAUAUACCAACUGCAGCCUUGACCGGCUCGCAAGGCAAGCGAAUGCGAAAGCGUACUGCCGAGAUAAGCAACGAGAGGCCACGCAAACGAGAUAAGCUGAUUGUGUCGGAGGAAAAGUGCCGCAUUCAGACGGAUUUGGCACAAAAACUGAAGACAUUUGAGGCAAAAGCUCCCUGGAAGACCGUCUAUGGCAAUUUACCAGUGCCGUUCGAUGAGACCGAAUAUCCAGUACUUGCAAAGAAGUUUGCUCAGUUUUGGCGCAGACACUCUCGCGCUGUGUGGGAGCGCAACUUCUGGGCACCCAUGUCGCGCAAGCUCAAUUUGGCUGAUUUCAACAGACGCAACAAUCGCCAAUUUACGGCCAAGACUGCGUUCGAGUCGCUCAUCGUGUCAGUGUAUGAAACAUUUGGUGCAGCUUUUUUUGUCAAGCUCGAUACCCAGAAGCCGCGGCACCCAGGUUGGUGGUAUUACGGCCCCGUUGUCGCUCUGUUCGCCCUUCAUCAGAUCAAAGGCGAAGAAGCAAUGUGGGAAUACGUCACUCGCGAGGUGUUGGAGCGUUUUCCGGACUGCAAGCUACCGGUUCCGCUGACUGCGGCAAACUCCGGUGCGAUACGAAGUCGAUACAAAGGAGAGAGCGGGUCCAUGUGGAUGGCUAACCACUACUUAACGACCACCAUACUACGUGAGAUUGAUGAGCUAAAAGCACGACAGCAGGUUUGUGAACAAUCAUAG